AUGAACUCAGAAAAAACUAUUGGACCUGAGUAUGAAGGCAGGAUCACCUUCUUCCCAUCUACUGCGUCUUUGGAGCUCAGGAGUCUCACUCUGGAUGACACUGGAGAAUACAAUGUUAACAUUAUACAAGAUGGAAUAAUCCUGAAUGACCGUACUACUCUGCUGAUAUACGCUGAAAUCUCCAGUGUGGUGCUGACUGCUAACACCACAGAUCUGUCAGAGUUCAACAGCUCCAUCAGGCUGUCCCGCUCCUGCUCCUCCUUCUUCUGGCUGAACAGCAGCUCUGAGGUCACAGCCAAUGCAAGAGUUCAGUUCACUGAUGAAGACGCCACUCUCACUAUAAUCAACAUCACCCGCUAUGACCAGGGGCCAUUCAUGUGUUAUGUGUUUAAUAAUUUCAGUAAUGACAUCAGCAAUCUGGUGAAGCUCUCCAUCAGCUGUAUGUGUGUAGGUGAGGGUAUAUUACCCACUGGACCCCUGAGUGGAGCUGUAGCAGGCACAGUGAAGUUCACCACCACUCUCAGACCUCCAGAGAAACCAUUCCUCUCAGUAAGCUGGAGGUUCAAUGGGGUGAACAUCAUCAGUUCCACCAGCAUCAACAUCCCUGAUCCUGGAUAUGCCGGCAGGAUCUCAUUAGACCGAGCCACAGGGUCCCUGGAGCUCAGAAACCUGGCACUGGAGGACAGCGGGGAGUACACCUUCACCAUCACACCAGAUGCAGGGCUGCCAAAACAGGGGAGGAGCACUCUGACUGUGUAUGAUGAAAGCUCCACCAACCUCACCUGUGAGGCCUCUGGCUCCAUCAGCUCCAGAGAGUGGAUAAAAGAUGGCCAGCUUCUUAAUCCCAGUGGCGGUGUCAGCUUUUCCUUGGACAACAAGACAGCGUCCAUACAGCCUGUUCACAUUUCUGACCGCGGCACCUAUCAGUGUAGAGUCAGCAACCCGGUCAGCACCAUGACUGCGACCCAUAAUCUCACUGUCAGCUUUGGACCAUACAACGUGUUGAUCAGCAGACCCUCAGCUGCUCCUCAAGGUCACAGUAUAACGCUGCAGUGCACCGCAGACUCGGUCCCACCAGCACACUUCAGCUGGAUGUUUAAUGGCAAAGAGACGCAUGUUUAUAACUCGUUGUAUAUCAUAGAGAGGUUAGGGGCAGAAAACACUGGAAAUUACACCUGCACUGCCAAAAACACAGUGACCAUGAUGGAAAGCUCCACAGUUCUGGAUCUGAGAGAUGAAAGCUCCACCAACCUCACCUGUGAGGCCUCUGGCUCCAUCAGCUCCAGAGAGUGGAUAAAAGAUGGCCAGCUUCUUAAUCCCAGUGGCGGUGUCAGCUUUUCCUUGGACAACAAGACAGCGUCCAUACAGCCUGUUCACAUUUCUGACCGCGGCACCUAUCAGUGUAGAGUCAGCAACCCGGUCAGCACCAUGACUGCGACCCAUAAUCUCACUGUCAGCUUUGGACCAUACAACGUGUUGAUCAGCAGACCCUCAGCUGCUCCUCAAGGUCACAGUAUAACGCUGCAGUGCACCGCAGACUCGGUCCCACCAGCACACUUCAGCUGGAUGUUUAAUGGCAAAGAGACGCAUGUUUAUAACUCGUUGUAUAUCAUAGAGAGGUUAGGGGCAGAAAACACUGGAAAUUACACCUGCACUGCCAAAAACACAGUGACCAUGAUGGAAAGCUCCACAGUUCUGGAUCUGAGAGUUUUUGUGGCACAAAGAGUCGAAGUCUCACCUGAAGUGACUGGAUACAUUGGAAAUGAUGUCACCCUGAGCUGUCAGUUAAUCCAAGGACCAACACACACCAAUGUUACUCAGGUUCAGUGGGCUCUCCAGGAUGAAGAAGGAACAGGAAAAGUCACUCUCAUUGUUUUCAACACUAUGUUUGGAGUGAAUAUUUCUGAGAGUCCACUGAAGGAGAGAGUGGCGUUUGAUAAACAUUCGUUGAUAAUUAAGGCUCUAGAAAUGAAAGAUGCAGGAUCCUAUACCUGCAGCAUUUCCACUUUUCCCAGUGGUACAUUUGAAGGAACCACCAAACUUGUUGUUCGAGAAACGAAACCACUGUCAGCAGGAAUAGUUCUUGCUAUAGUGACUGCUGUCUUGUUGCUGUUAGCGAUCAUGGUGGCCAUGCUUUAUUUCAUCCGCAUUAGAAGACGCCAUUCUUCCGCUGGGUUUCGUUUCGUCAUUGAUACGACUGGUCCAGAGAGAGAGUCGCAAUCAUCUGCAACUGAGAGAGACCAGGAUGUGGUGUACUCUGACAUCAAAGUGAAACCAUCCAGAGAUGCCUCUCCUUUAACCAAUUACAAACUCAGAGAGAGUGUGUAUGUUGACGACGUCACGUACUCCGAGGUCAUAGUUUCUCAGAUGAUUCUGUCAUGA
This is a messenger RNA of Pundamilia nyererei, 2382 nucleotides long. Its product is annotated as carcinoembryonic antigen-related cell adhesion molecule 1-like. Bases 1 to 2382 code for a protein of 793 amino acids. The record is from RefSeq and is a predicted model, not a curated record. NCBI's taxonomy places the organism in Eukaryota, Metazoa, Chordata, Actinopteri, Cichliformes, Cichlidae. The transcript has 13 exons.